AUCAUUGUGUCUAUACUUCCAUUCUCUUUUAUCCGCCCUAUCAACGAUGGCGAUUUGCUUCUUGUGACAGAACGAUUUCCUAAUGGCAAUAAGGCCUUAGGGCAAGCUGGUCCAAGAACGUGUUUUCUGGCCUGCCUUUGUAGCCUUGGGCACCAGCUCGAAGAUGUCCCAGAUGGGCCCCGCAAGGAGAACAUUUCCAAGGAUUCAUUGUUCCGUGUUUUUCUUUUGCUGUUCAAUGGUGGACUUUCGAAACUGUCGCCGGUAAAGUCCGAGAUGAUACUGCCUCUAUUUCGGCUAAAUUCUCCCUUUUGCUGCGUAGAAUUGGUCUGA
Molecule: messenger RNA, 330 nt
Organism: Protopolystoma xenopodis
Lineage: Eukaryota; Metazoa; Platyhelminthes; Monogenea; Polystomatidea; Polystomatidae
Source: the annotation of a GenBank genome assembly